Anisakis simplex (herring worm) is the source of this 219-nucleotide messenger RNA. NCBI's taxonomy places the organism in Eukaryota, Metazoa, Nematoda, Chromadorea, Rhabditida, Anisakidae. The record is from the annotation of a GenBank genome assembly.
AUGGGUUCAAUGUGGCGUGCGACGAUCGGCGUUAAACCAGUGACUGCACCGAAACCAAAACUCGUUGACGACGAUGACUGGGAAACUGACCCCGACUUUGUGACCCCAUCGGUGAUGGGCUCUGAUCGGCAGUCGACCGGAAAAUUCGACAGAUUCGAUCGGAAUUCCGAUUUGAGCAGAUUGGAGAGUGGAUCGGAAUUCCGACUACUGUCGCAAUGA